Cicer arietinum (chickpea) is the source of this 980-nucleotide messenger RNA. RefSeq names its product LIM domain-containing protein WLIM2b-like. Lineage: Eukaryota; Viridiplantae; Streptophyta; Magnoliopsida; Fabales; Fabaceae. The record is from RefSeq and is a predicted model, not a curated record.
UAUCAAUAAUAUUUAUAUCCAAAACACAUUCAUUCAUCCUUCUCAGUCUCAACCGAAGAAGACUUCAAUUUUGUGUGAAGUUGCUUCAUUUUCCCCUUUAUCUUCACCGAUCCACCAUUUCUCACUUUCUAUUCACAAGAUCUAAAAAGAUAGAGCGAUGUCUUUCAUUGGUACUCAACAAAAGUGUAAGGCUUGUGAGAAAACUGUUUAUCCCGUUGAUCAGCUUUCUGCUGAUGGCACUUCUUACCAUAAAGCUUGUUUCAGAUGCUCUCACUGCAAAGGAACUUUAAAGCUGAGCAGCUAUUCCUCAAUGGAAGGUGUUCUUUACUGUAAGCCUCAUUAUGAGCAGCUCUUCAAGGAGACUGGCACCUUCAAGAAGAACUUCACGUCACCUGCAAAGUUAGCUGACAAGACAACUCCUGAGCUGACAAGGUCCCCUAGUAAAGCUGCAAGCAUGUUUUCUGGGACACAAGACAAGUGUGCCACAUGUGGCAAAACUGCUUAUCCGUUGGAGAAGGUAACGGUGGAAAGCCAGGCCUAUCACAAAUCAUGUUUCAAGUGUUCACAUGGUGGUUGUCCUAUAACUCCAUCAAAUUAUGCAGCCCUUGAGGGAAUUUUGUAUUGCAAGCACCAUUUCUCUCAGCUUUUUAAGGAGAAAGGUAGUUAUAAUCAUCUUAUCAAGUCUGCAUCAAUCAAGCGUGCAGCAACAUCCGUUCCAGAAUCUUGAAUGUUUGGUGCCUUCUAUUGCCUUUGUUUUGUUUUGAAGGAAGAGGAUGUUUUGGUCUGUCAAGAAUGUGUUUGUUUGUAUGUGUGUUCUUUUUCCCUUCAUAAUUGUUCCAUCGAUACUUGAUCCUUUUUCUGAUCUUUACUUAUACAUGCGUGGUGUGCAAAUCUUGUGUGAUUUAUUUAUCCAAUGCACAUUCAGUAAUGACAACUGAGAGCUUGACUUGCAAAAUGCAUCUUUCCAAUUUUACAAUGCA